AUGGUGCUAAUUAUCCAAAGUUCUUCUUCUAUAACAAUACGCACCACUCUAUCAGCUUCAAACCCGAACCAAACCUGGUCAUCACCAAACAACACUUUCUACGUAGGAUUUUCCCAAGUGGGUUACUCCUCUUCUUACACCUUAAGCACCAACUACAAUGGUGGUGUCCCAAUUUGGAAAGCAGGCAACACCACCACCACAGUUGACUCAAAGGGGUCCUUUCAAUUCCUGUCCUCCGGCAACCUCGGCCUCCUCAACGGUUCAGGCGCCAUUGUUUGGGACUCCAACACUGCUAGACUUGCUGUCACCACUGCUUCACUUGAUGAUUUUGGUAAAUUAGUGUUACAGAAUGGAACUUUACCUGUUUGGUCUUCUUUUGAUAACCCAACUGCUACUAUAGUACCUAAUCAGACUUUUAGUGUCAAUCAAGUUUUAAGAUCUGGGUCUUACUCUUCUAGGUUUCUUAGGUUGAAUUCUUAUGUUGAUGCUAAUUUGACUUCACCUACUUUGGGGUUGCAACCAAUUGGGAUUUUAACCAUUUUUGAUGUUGCAAGUGGGUCAUAUAUUGUGGCUUAUAGUAUUGAUUAUGGUGAAGGGAUUACAAGGUUGAGGUUUUUGAGGUUAGAUAAGGAUAGAAACUUAAGGAUGCACAGUACUGAUAUAGUUAUAACGAGUCAAGUUCGAGUCCAAUUUGUGGUUGUCCGUCUGAGAAUUUUGAGCCUGUUGAUGCAAAUGAUAGUAGACAAGCCUGAGACGGUAUCACAGGUUUUCUUUGUGGGGAUAUCAGCUUGUAGGUUAAAUUGCCUUUCUCAAGGUUCAGCUUGUAUUGCUUCUACGUCUUUGUCAGAUGGAACUGGCUUGUGUUACCUAAAAAAUCCAGGCUUUAUUGGUGGAUAUAAGAAUCUGGCUCUUCCCAGUACUUCGUAUGUAAAAGUUUAUGGGCCAGAACAACCAAACCCUACACCUGGUUUGCAGAAUGUGGGGAAGAGCAACAGUUGGAGAUUGCACAUCUGGGUUCUUUGUGUUGUUGUUGUGAUUACCCUUUUGGGUUUGAUUGCUGUUUUGUCAGCUCAGUAUGCACUACUGGAGUAUGAAUCUGGUGCUCCAGUGCAGUUCUCAUAUAAGGAUCUGCAGCGCUCGACAAGAGAGUUUAAGGAGAAGCUUGGAGCAGGAGGACAUAGGACACUGACCAGUGUUAGAGGGACAAGAGGAUAUUUGGCCCCAGAAUGGCUUGCAAAUCUUCCAAUAACUUCUAAAUCUGAUAUUCUACGGUUAUGGGAUGGUUUUGUUGGAGAUAUCUCAACAGAAACAAACCGAAAAAAGUUCUCUAUCUGGGCUUAUGAAGAGUUUGAGAAGGGUACUGUUAAUGCAAUUUUGGACCAAAGGCUUACAGACCAAGAUGUGGACAUGCAGCAAGUGAAAAGGGUAAUUCAAGUGAGCUUUUGGUGUAUCCAGGAGCAACCAUCUCAGAGACCAAUGAUGGGGAAAGUGGUGCAGAUGCUGGAGGGAAUUUCUGAGAUUGUGAGACCACCAGCUCCAAAGGCAAUAACAGAAGGUUCUAUUAGCGGAAAUAACAUAAAUGUGAGCAGCAAUGUCAGUCCUCUCUCGACUUUUGUUGUGUCAGCUCCAGCUCCCUCAUCUUCCUCAUCAUAUCAAACUAUAGGAGUUUCUCCUUUAGCUUCAGUGGGAAAUACAGAGAGGACAUCUUCAUCAUAG
This is a messenger RNA of Dovyalis caffra, 1716 nucleotides long. The record is from the annotation of a GenBank genome assembly. Lineage: Eukaryota; Viridiplantae; Streptophyta; Magnoliopsida; Malpighiales; Salicaceae.